GCAAACCACACAUAUAUAAACACAUACAUAUAUGUACCUAUCUAUCUAUAUAUAUAUAAAUCAAAAGCGCCACGAGCAUAAACACAUAAUAAAACUAACAGGACAUAAAAGAGAGGCACCGAACGAAACCCAUAUCGAGACGCAAAAACCCUAAAUGGUAUGAUGAAAUGAGAGGACCAUGGAUAGGGAACACGGAGCGAGCGCGCAACCCUGGGGCACGUUAGAGGAGCUCCUGCUAGCGUGCGCCGUGAUCCGCCACGGCACCAAGAGCUGGGAUUCCAUAGCCAUGGAGCUUCAGAGCCGGAGUUCCACCUUGCCUUCCACUCUCACGCCCCAGUACUGUAGGGACAAGUUUGAUGACUUGAAGAAGCGCUUCAUGCCUGAAAAAGACGACGAAUCGGCCAGCCUGCUUCCCAUGGUCGACGAGCUCCGUCGGAUUCGGGUCGAGGAGCUCCGGCGCGAGGUCCAGCGCCGCGACGUGUCGAUCGUGUCGUUGGAGUUGAAGGUGAAGAGGUUGGAGGAGGAGAGAGAGCGGAGCUUGAAGGCGGAGGCGGAAGCGGUGGAUCUGAAGAAGGAUCUCGAAGGUGACGGCCGAGAAACGUCGCCGGCGCCGGAUAAUCUCGCUGGGAAAUCUCUCUCCGACGAUAAAGACAAUCGCUCUUUCAACGAGUCCAAUUCCACGAGUCAAAGAGGCGACGGUCAAGGGCCACCGGGAAACGGCGUCGUUGCAGAGCAAGUGAGACCCGAACUGGUGGGAAAUGAACCGGAUCCGGGCCGGGCCGGGCCCGCACCGGGCAACGACUCUUCGUUUGAUAAUGGUAAAGAGGAGGAUAUAGGUGGUAAGGCGAGUGGGUCGGGUCGACUCGGCGAGAUGGAAUCGGUGGGUGAGUCGAAGCGGGAAAAGGAAGCAACGUCGAAGCAAAGCAGCGACGUGCAGAGCUCGGCCAGCCUGUCGAGAAAGAAAAAACGACGUCGCAGGGGUGGUGGUGUUGGAGGGAGUAGCAGCGGCGAGGAGCCCGAGGGUGACGAGGUAUCUCCCGCCACGAAACGAGUCUCGGCCGUCAAAUCUGAGCCGUUGGUGAAGCUCCUCGGGAUCAUCCGGUCGCAUCGGCUCGGCUCAGCCUUCGAGCGGCGGCUUCGGAGCCAGGAAUCAGGAAGGUACAAAAGCUUGAUUCGACAACACAUGGAUCUCCCAACAAUUCAAUCCAGGCUUGAUAGAGGAGUCUAUACGGAUUUUAUCCACAAGUUCUUUCGUGAUGUCCUCCUCUUAUUCAACAAUGGUGUCAUCUUUUUCCGUAAAGGUUCCCCUGAGCACGUUGCAGCCAAAGAGCUCCGAGCUCUAGUAUGUAAUGAACUCAACAAGAAGCUCCCCAGGAAAUUCCAAACCAGAACCGUGAAGCCCGAACCCAAACAAGAAUCCGACUCACUUUUGAAGCCCAAUAAGUCCUCUACUACCAUGGUGGCAUGUGGGAAACGAAGUUCUAUGAAAGCACUGAUUACCGAAGGUGUUAAUAGGAAAGUAGAUAAAAGAGAGAAAGAGCUUGAGCAAAAACCAAAUGUCAGCCAAAAGAACAAUGAUGUUUCUUUUGUUAAGAUGGAGGAGAAAGGUAUAAGGAAGAAAAGGAGUAAAGAAAGAAUGGGUCGGAGAAACUCGAGAUCGAGCAACAAAGAUGGUGACAUUAAGCAUGAAUAUGGUGGGAAUGAGCUCAGUUCUCAUGACGCUUUGGAGGUUAAGAUGGAGAAAAAGGAAAAUGCAGUAAAGAAGAAGGCAGGUGCGGCGAGUUUUUUAAAAAGAAUGAAGCAAAAUUCGCCAAGUGAAAUGGUAGAGGAAGAUGAUACUUCCGAGGAUGAUAGCAAAGAGGGUAGAAGGGAGGAGGAGAAGAAGAGGAGGUUAAGGAAGAGGGAAGGGAUCAAGAGGGAUGAGAGGGUUACACGGAGUUCUAGUGGUGGGAGAGGAGGGAAAGAGAAUGCAAAGGUGAAAAGAGGGGUUGGGAGGCCACCAAAGAGACCCGAGUCUGUGGCCGUGGCAGCUACAGGGAAGAGGGGGAGAGACAAUGGUGAGGCAGAGGUGGUGGGAGGUGCAGGCAGGUCAAGGAAACGUUCAAGAAGGUGAUGUUGAUUGUUGUACAAUGUACAUUAUAACUAUAUAGCGUGUUUUUUGCCUUUUAUUUUGUUGCCAAGUUCGGUGUUUUACCUACCCAAAAAGAGGGAAAGAAUCAAACGAAUAGAGAGAGAGAGAAAGAGAGAGAGAUUGUGAACUCGUAGAAUGUUUUGUGGCAGCCAUUGCAUGUACACAGCUUGUGUAGAGGUAGUCGUAUCAAUCAUGAGCCUUUUCUAUCUUA
Molecule: messenger RNA, 2342 nt
Organism: Alnus glutinosa
Lineage: Eukaryota; Viridiplantae; Streptophyta; Magnoliopsida; Fagales; Betulaceae
Exons: 3
Coding region: 179-2113 (644 amino acids)
Molecular function (GO): protein binding
Source: RefSeq, a predicted model, not a curated record